CUCCACAACUUCAGUUUCAAAGAUGAUGUCGUGGUGACUGUGCGUACCUUGACUGCAGUGCCGCGUUUUGUGAAAUAUGCGUCCGUCCAUCCGAUGCCUUUAAUCACGUGUGUUUGAGGAGUAUAAUGUGUAGUGGAGGUGCUUGUAGAUAGUAGCCGACAUGCUGCGGUUUUUCAGCAAAAGAGUCGGGCGUAAUGCCCAGAAGUACAAGACUGUGGACGAUGGGCGGUCUUCAGGCGCACCUAAACCCAAGCAUAUUCUUCCCUGCAAGGUCAUGCUCCUCGACGACAGUGACCUCUCCUUCGAUAUACCGAAAAAGUCUCAGGGCCAGGAGCUGUUCGAGCGUGUGGUCUACUCUCUGGACAUCAUAGAGAAGGAUUACUUUGGUCUCCAGUACACGGAUGCCAACCACGUCCCUCACUGGCUCGACCCCACCAAGACCAUCAAGAAACAGGUUAAAAUUGGACCGCCCUACACGUUUCGUUUCAAGGUCAAGUUUUACCCCCAGGAACCUAACCUACUGAGAGAGGAGCUGACCAGGUACCAGUUCUUCCUGCAGCUGAAACAAGACAUCAUCUCCGGGAAGCUGGAGGUCCCCUACCAGCUGGCCGUUGAACUCUUCGCUCUUAGUCUACAGUCGGAACUCGGCGACUAUGAUCCCGAGGUCCACAGUGCCGGCUUCGUCUCCGAGUUCCACUUCAGCCCCGACCAAUCGGACGCCAUGGAGGAGGACACGCUCGAGAGAUUUAGAGAAUUUAAUGGAUUGACACCAGCACAGGCCGAGCAGAGUUACCUGAACAAGGCCAAAUUCCUGGAGAUGUACGGUGUUGACAUGCACACAGUACUGGGAAAAGAUGGUCAGGGGUACAGACUUGGCCUCACCCCGACUGGUAUUCUGGUCUUUGAGGACGAAACCAAGAUUGGACUGUUCUUCUGGCCCAAGAUCACCCGUCUAGACUUUAAGAAGAAGAAAUUGACGUUGAUGGUGGUGGAGGAUGACGACGAGGAGCGAGAACAAGAACACACUUUUGUCUUUAGAUUGCACAAUGAGAAGGCUUGUAAACACCUAUGGAAAUGUGCUGUUGAGCAUCACUCCUUCUUCCGCUUGAAGUCUCCCAGUAAAGGUCCCUCGGGGAGACAGAACUUCUUCAGGAUGGGUUCAAGGUUCAGAUACAGUGGACGUACAGAGUUCCAGACAACACUUCAGCAGCGAGCUAGACGUACGGUACAAUUUGAACGUCGACCGAGUCAGAGGUUUGCCAGACGACAGAGCCACGUUGUGCGAGAGAAGCAGCGUAAGAGCGUGAUAGAGAGGAGGACAGAAAAUGGAAAAGGAGGCAGUAGCAUUGAGGCUGUAUCAGCAGCUGCUGUUGCUGCCACCACCGUUGCUGCCUCGGCCACAUCUGCCAUCACUGUGGCCACCACUUCCACCACCAGCAGCACCACCAGUGUCACCAAGCCCAUAGCAUCAGCGUCCAGCACCUCAACUGUCCCGUCCUGCACCACAACCCCUCCUCCCUCACCCCUUGAUGCUCCCUCCUCACCCAUCCCCUCAGCCGGCAUUACUCUCACCCGCCCUCCCACCUCUUCUAUCAUCUCCCAGGCCUCCUCCACCACCUCCUCCACCUGUGCCUCAGCUGGUGGUGCUGUUGCAGGUUCUCCACCUUCAAGUGAUGAAACAGACGAUGCCACGUAUGCUGCUGAAGACAGGCUAGACACCUUGAUUAAGAACUUGUCCAGAUACACAACAGUACCAAGCUAUUUGGACAAUUCAGUCAAUGAUCUGGCCAGGGCUAAGCCUAGUCAGAAAGAGAUGGGGGCAGAGGCCUUGCCACAGCCCACGGGGGCUAUAGAAGCAGAGAGCCUGGUGAACAAGAUGAAGAACUUGGACAACUGUAACAAGAGCAAUAUUAACGGGACCGGAGGUAAAGUGUCGUCCAGCUCCUCCACCAAGGUGAAGGACGUCAACGUGGUGGUGGUGGUGCCCAACAACCAGGUCACUCUCACCAAGAACACUGCUCGUCCAAUUCCUCCUGACCAGUUUAAGUCAAAUAUAUUGAAAGCCAAGGCCGAGGAGGAAUUGAAAAAGGGACCUCUUAGUGUAGACCUUGACAAAGCUUCAUGUGGAAAACUCAAGAUCUCCAAUGGGGAGGUGGCAGAUAGUUCAGCUUGUAGUGAAGAGCCAGAGGGGGCCAAUGAUGGUGGUUCUCUGCCUCGCAUUAAGAAGGCCAGUAAUGCUGAUACUUGUGGGAACAGUGAGGGUGCUACAUUUGUGUCUGUGGGAGGCGACAAGCUGACCUUGUCCCUUGGUGCCGUUGGUGUCGGAGAGAGUGGAGGCAGCAGCAACCCACCCCAACAUUUGUUGGAGGCAUGGGAGGGGAGGGAGCAGCCUGGCGAGGAUUCAACACCUCUCCUCACCCUAGACCCGCCUGUCACAGUCACCCACUUCACCACCCCCAGCCAGAGUACAGCCCUAGACCAUCUCACUCUUCCUUCUCAAGACUUGACUGAUACCUCUUCUAUUUCCUCUACCACCACGAGCAUCUCUCUCUCUACCACUAACAACUUUAAUAGUAAUCCCUUCAACCCAUUUGCAUCCAGCAUUUUUAGCACGAGCAAUCCUUUCAGUUCUUCCAGUAAUGUAACUAAUAAUCCCUUCAGUGUGUCUACCACAACUGCCGCUGUCAUCUCAAACCCCUUUGUGAAGUCCUCCCCUUCCUCCCUGAGCUCCACAACGUCAACCAUGACCGGCAGCAAGCCGGCCUCCAGUAGUGGGGCAGAGGAAUCUCUGGGUAACGGUGAGAUCAGCCCUAGUCCUCCUUACUCUCCUUCUGAUACUCCGGCCGAUGGUGUUCCAUCUCCACCACACUCUCCCCGCUCCUUUACAUCAUCCACCUCCUCUCAGGCAAGCUCCCCCUCUUCGUUCUCACCAGACCAACCGGCCACACAGGAUCCACAUAAAGAAACCACCUUUUCGGGAAACCAGCCUGUGACGCGGUCAGUGUCGUCCACCAGUAACCGCAGCUUUACGGUGACCAAGAGCACUGCUAAUUCAACCCUCAAUCAGAUGUCUCCCUGGCUAGUGGCUGACCCCCCUGUACCCCCACUCUCGAACAAACUGGAGGCCCCUAAGAUGCGCACGGUGAUAACCACGGAGCUGUAAGACCACUCCACAGUCAACUUGCACUUCUUUUGUUUUUUACAUAACUUAAAUGUGUAUCCAAACUUAUUCCUGUCUUGUUUACUUUCAUAUUACAAUGGAAUUGUUGCUUAGUACUCCCACAUUAAAAUAUUUUAACAUAAUUUCUUGGUAUACAAAGGUGAAUAUGUUUACUUAAAAAUGUAACUUUCCUUAAGUUAUCCUUGAAGGGACUGCAGCUAUUCCACACAACUAUAAUGGUAAUAUGAUGUGCCUUCUCAGCCUUUCCAUUAUGAUUAAGGUCGUUUAACUGUAACUAUGUGUAUAUAGUCAUCUCAUAAUUUUCAUAUUGAAUGGUUAAUUGUAAGGAUUUCUUAUAUAGUUAUCUUUUCACUAGUUUAUGUGGACACACUGAGAAUUUUCUUGGAUGCCAGAAUUAGAUUUUUAUUAUUUAAGCCGAGUUAUUAAAGACUUAUGUGCUGGACUUGUCAUGUGAGUUAAUGUCUUCUGUGGACAUCCAGUUUGCAUCCUCAGAGUUUCAAGUUAAUAAACUUUGUUACCUGAUUGUAUGUUGACUAUUUCAUUAUUGGAGAUAGAUAAUUUUCUGUUUAAAGUUUUAAGGAAUAAAUAGGCAGCUGGAUAGGGCUGGAAACUCUGAGAGAUGGUCGAGAUGUCCACAGUGUUGCAUCUCAUCAGUGUUGGGCUUGUAGGACAUGCUAUUGUACUUAAGAGAAUGACAUAUGAAAACCUAAUAUUGUAUCCUUCUGAAGAUCUGAUUGUUGAUGUUAUGGAUAUUAUUUUAUAAUUAUUUUUUACAAUAUUUACAAGUCCAAAAUUAUAGAACUAUAAAUCAAGGAUUCUCAGCAUGUUACACACACAUGUAUUAUGGUAUGUGCAGAGUUUAUACUGAUGAAGACUGGUGUGGACUAAAUAAGCUCCUCCUUUGUUAUCUAUGAUGAGAACCUAUGAUUUAAGUAAUAUCUAUGACUGGUAGCUACACUGUAUCAAAUGCUUGGUUUCCAUUUCGAGAUUCUUAGUAAUGUUGAUUGAUCCUACCGUUAACCAUUCUUCAUUUAUGAUAACAAUGAAUAUUCUUCGCAUAUAUUAUGUACAAUAUUUGGGCCUGUGUGUCAAAAUGCCUUGGGACUUUCAGCAGGCCAAACAAAAGUAAAUUGUUCCAAGUUUUGUGUUACUGAUCAGUCAGCUGUCACACCUGCUCCUGGCCCCCUAUCUGUGUAUAGGGUCUUGCUUCCUGCACCUGUACUUUACAUAGUCUUGCUCAGAGGUUCAUAAAUGCAAGUAGUCGCUGAAUGAUGGAGAUGCUCAGUGUGCCAAAUCCUGUGCAAUAUUAUGUAUCAGCCUUAUCAGUAGAUCAUAAGCGAUACCAAGCUUGUAUAAUUUUCUUCUGACAAGGUUAUGAGUACAUUGUGCUUUUCAAACUACUCUGUUGUCUUCAUUUCCUUUGGAUCUUGCCAAAGAUCUCAAUAAAGGAGAAUGGUCUUAUAGGUAAACAAACAAGUAGAAAUGAGUAAGCUUGAAUGUUUCUCACUUCAUGCUGCUCUCAGAACUUGUUUUUGACAAUACUAUUUUUCUACCUUAUAAUUUGGUGGUAGGACUUCAAAAAUUGGUAUCAGGAGUGCAGGGGGUAACCUGUCCCAACCCAAGAUGCAGCAGCUGUUGUAGCACAUCCCAGGACUGUUGAAACUUGCUAUUUUGGCCACAGUAUGGACUGCAUUCUGACUUCAUGUAGACCAUAUUACUGUUUUUUAUGUAGCAUGCAGCAGUUCAUACCCGAUAUCGUCUCAUUGAUAAGGACAAAAUGUUUCAUGUUGAAAUAGGAGUAAUUUUAUAUCAAGUGUAUUUUUAUAGGGUUAACAUGCUGGGAAUGUUACAUGAUUCAGUCAAUAAUUACAUCUGUAAUUUUUACACUAAUUACUAGGUGAGUUUUAUGUACUACAGUAUAUGAUUAUUAUUAUGCUUCUCUAGGAAUUUUUCCUCAUUACUUUUAGUUCUGUUGGGCUCACAUAAGAUUAUUGCUUCCUACAGGUACAUUAAAGGGUUCCAGAACACCUGUGAGGUUGUGAGUAACCUGAACAUACGUGUUGGUCCAUUUAGUGUGUUAUUGUCGUCUUGCCUUUGACAGCUUCAUUAUAUUGACUUCUGUGAACACAAGUCCAAGAAUAACUUCAACCUUCCAUUGUUUGAAUUAAAUUAGUUCACUAUAAUUUAUGAAGUUGUGUAUCAUCUUGAAAAAUGUAGAUCAUGUUCCCACCACCAUGAUGGAUGCUGCUGAGAAUAUAAAAACAAUCACACAGUUUGUUAAUGAAAGUAUCGGUGUUUAUUAAAUUACAGUACUGUACCAGUCUUAACAAUUGUGCCACUGAGGUGCAUAAUAUUGUUGAGUGGGGUGACUGUACUGUACCUCCUUCAUAUCAUUUAUGAAGUAAGUUUAAAUUUGUAUUUUUUUAACUCGGCCUUAAGUAGUACAGUACUUGAGUAGUCUGUCGCAGUAAUGGUCACUUGUUCUACAUUACAUUCCUCAAAGGGCAAAACACCACAAAUAUAAAUUUGCCCGGAAGAUAUUUUAUUACGUAGUUCAAGCCAUUCCUGGAUUACUGUUUGUUGAAGUCAGAAUUAUGAAGCCAAGAUGAUACUUAACUAAAUGAACUGAUACAUCUAUGUUACAGAAUAUUCUCAACCUCCCAGGUCAGGUGGAACCUUUUAUAGGUCUGUAAAAAGGUGCAAUUUUCUUAAGUCUCUCACAGUAACAAAAAUAUGCUGAGAAAUAUUAACAUCAUAAAGUACAUAAGAUCCAUCAAAGUGAUUACUUCUUCUUCUUCUUCUAUGGUAAAGAAAAUAAGGCUGAGUUACAUGGAAGCAAAUGUUUAAUAAUUUUCAUAAAGUUUCAUCAUUGUAAUGCAUUUCAUAUAUUUAAUACAUAGUAGGUAAAUUGUUAAAAGCUAUGGCAGCUUGGCUAACUAACCUCAAGAGUGUGGAAAUGAUAUAGUGUUGCAAGUGUUAUUUGUACAGUGAAGGUGUAAUAUAUGUGUGUGACAUGA
Molecule: messenger RNA, 6198 nt
Organism: Homarus americanus (American lobster)
Lineage: Eukaryota; Metazoa; Arthropoda; Malacostraca; Decapoda; Nephropidae
Product: band 4.1-like protein 5
Exons: 17
Coding region: 161-3163 (1000 amino acids)
Cellular component (GO): cytoskeleton
Molecular function (GO): cytoskeletal protein binding
Source: RefSeq, a predicted model, not a curated record